Messenger RNA from Gambusia affinis (western mosquitofish), 5829 nucleotides. It is a transcript of the gene eml4, whose product is annotated as echinoderm microtubule-associated protein-like 4. The record is from RefSeq and is a predicted model, not a curated record. Gene Ontology annotation, molecular function: microtubule binding. Gene Ontology annotation, biological process: microtubule cytoskeleton organization. NCBI's taxonomy places the organism in Eukaryota, Metazoa, Chordata, Actinopteri, Cyprinodontiformes, Poeciliidae. The transcript has 25 exons. Gene Ontology annotation, cellular component: mitotic spindle.
UCUUCUUACGUCUUUUGCUUCAUUGAUCCAAUCGGUCCACCCAGUUUUGACCUUUAACCUUUUCAACUUCAGCAGCUGAAAUGUCAGUUAAUGAUCGUGUAUCAUAAAGUAACCACCAGGUGGCGAUGCUGCGCUUCUUUCUCAGACCUCCUCCUACGCUCGGCUAUCCUCGGCUCCUUUCGGCUCCUCUCCAGCCACAGCAGCCAGUCGGAAACGCGCAGCAGCGUCGCGGCUCCGCGGCUCUUCUUGCUUUUCUCCCCGCCGUCCGGCUCUCCCCUCCAGCCCGCAGCUCAGCGGCGGAUCCUCGGCCUCUGUGACGGCCGGCCACGGCGCGCAGCGCGGCGGAGCCUGAACCCUUUCCGGCUCUCCUCCUCCGCGGCGGAAAACCCCGGACGGAGGCCCGCGGUGUGCGCUCCUCCUCCCGCAGGCCUUCAACUCAGACUCCCGCCUUUCUGCUGGAAAAUGGACGGCUUCACCGGAAGUUUGGAUGACAGCAUGUCGGCGACCAGCGUCUCCGACGUCAACGACCGUCUGUCUGCGCUGGAGCUGCGCGUCCAGCAGCAGGAAGACGAGCUGACGGUGAUGAAGGCCGCGCUCGCCGACGUGCUGCGCCGCCUCGCCGCGUCUGAGGAUUCUGGGGCCAACAGGAAGCAGCACGGAGCCAAAGGCGGCGCCGCCAUGCGCGAAGCCUCGUCUCUGUCCUGCAUCGCCAACGGCGGCACGCCCGGACGCAAGAGAGACUCCGCCUCCGUCACCAGGAAGGAGACGGUGUCUUCGGCCGCCAAGAGCGGCUCAGAGAAGAAGAAGGAGGCGAGCGGUCAGCGCUCCCACAUGGAGGAGAUCCAGGAGCGUGAGGAAGCUCCGCCCCUAAAGGAGCUGUCACCCAAUCACUCGUCCCCCAUCCCGUCCCACCCCCCCCAGAGGUCGGCCCCGCCCCCUGACGGCACCAAAGGCCACGCCCCUAAAAGGGGUCCCAGUGUAAAGCGGUCUUCAGGAAUGGAGCGAUCUCAGAGCAGCAACUGGGAUUCAGCAGAGAAGAACCGGAACAAGCUGGUGAAGGCGGCGUCUACCUCCAAGCUGCUGGCCAAAGUGGUGAAGAACGCAGACAAGCACAAAGACCCAGUGGUUAGCCAAGCCAAAAUGUCGACCCGAGAGAAAAACAGCCUCGCUGAGGGAAACUCUAUCAAGAUGUUCAUGCGAGGUCGACCAAUCACCAUGUUCAUCCCGUCAGACGUGGAGAACUACGACGAGGUUCGGGCCGAGCUUCCUCCAGAACGACUCAAGCUGGAAUGGGUGUACGGGUACCGCGGUCGGGACUGCCGGGCCAACGUCUACCUGCUUCCCACCGGAGAGAUAGUCUACUUCAUCGCGUCCGUGGCGGUUCUGUUCAGCUACGAGGAACGGACCCAGAGGCAUUACCUCGGACACACCGACUGCAUCAAGUGUCUGGCCAUCCAUCCGGACAAGAUUCGGAUCGCCACCGGACAGAUCGCCGGAGUGGACAAAGACGGACGCGCGCUGCAGCCUCAUGUCCGGGUCUGGGACAGCGUCAGCCUGUCCACCCUGCAGGUCAUCGGUUUGGGAACCUUUGAACGCGGCGUCGGGUCUCUGGCGUUCUCCAAAGCCGACUCGGGUCAGCACCUGAGUGUCAUCGAUGACUGCAACGACCACAUGUUGACGGUUUGGGACUGGCAGAAGAAGUCCAAGAUCGCAGAGAUCAAGACGACCACCGACGUGGUUCUGGCCGUGGAGUUCCACCCGACCGACCCGAACACGAUCGUUACCUGUGGGAAGUUCCACAUCUUCUUCUGGGCCUGGAACGGGAACUCACUGCUGCGCAAGCAGGGACUCUUCGGGAGUCACGACCGGCCCAAGUUCAUCCAGUGCCUGACCUUCCGGAGCAACGGCGACAUCGUGACCGGAGACUCGUCUGGACAGCUGCUGGUCUGGACCCGGAACUCUGCCGAGGCGCCCACGGGCAAGGCGCCGCAAGCCUUCCACAUGAGGACCGAUCUGCGGCCAAUCGAAGCUCAUGAGAAAGGAGUUUUCUGCAUGUGUGACAUGCGGAGCGGCUCGCUGCUGACCGGAGGAGGAAAAGACCGCAGGAUCGUCCUGUGGGACCAGCAGCUGCAGCUGGAACGCGACAUCGAGGUCCCGGAUCAGUACGGGAACAUCCGGGCGCUGGCGGAGGGAAAGGGGGACGAGUUUCUGGUCGGGACGUCCAGAAACUUUGUCCUUAGAGGGACCUUCAACGACGGCUUCCAGGUGGAGGUUCAGGUGAGGUCACAUGAUGACAUGACAUCACAGAGGGAACCUACACGGUCUCUCUCUCUUUGCGGUGCCUUCAGGGGUCUCUGUCUCAUGCAUUCAGGGACUCUCUCUCUGUGCGUGCCUUCUGGCCACCCACCCCAGUGCAUUCAGUUCCUGACCUGCGCUCAGGACCAGAUGGAACACGGACACUCAGGGUUCUCUCUCAGUGGAGCCAUUCAGGUCUCUGUCUCUCUCCGGAAGGUGGUUUGUUCUGGACGCCGAGAGCAAAGAUCUGGUCGGGAUCCACCCAGCAGGGAGCAGUUCCUGACCUGCGCUCAGGACCAGAUGGUUUGUCUCUGGAACUCUCUGGAUCACAGCCUGCAGUGGAGCCGCACUCUGGAGGAACACGGACACUGUGCGGAGUUCCAUCCCAGUGGAGCCGUAGUUGUCAUAGGAACGCACUCCGGAAGGUGGUUUGUUCUGGACGCCGAGAGCAAAGAUCUGGUCGGGAUCCACUCAUCAUGCCUUUCUCCUCCACCUUGCAGAACCACAGCCACACUUGGUUCCAUCCAAUCAGAACCCUGGUUUUCAGGACCUGAACUACAAGUUUUACAAAUAUCCUGAUUCCCUUGAAUGUCUCUCCAGGGUCAUUCCAGCUACAUCACACACCUGGACUGGUCACCUGACAACAAGUUCAUCAUGUCCAACUCUGGGGACUACGAGAUCCUCUACUGGGACAUCCAGAACGGCUGCCAGCUGAUCCGGAACCGCUCUGAGUGCAAAGACAUCGACUGGGCCACCUACACCUGUGUCCUGGGGUACCACGUGUUUGGCGUCUGGCCCGAAGGUUCUGAUGGUACCGACAUCAACGCUCUGGUUAGGUCCCACAACAGGAAGGUGAUUGCGCUGGCGGACGACUUCUGCAAGGUUCACCUGUUCGCCUACCCCUGCUCCAGAUUCAAGGCGCCCAGCCACAAGUACAGCGCCCACAGCAGUCACGUGACCAACGUCAGCUUCCUGCACAGCGACAGCCACCUGAUCUCCACGGGGGGGAAGGACACCAGCGUCAUGCAGUGGCGGCUCAUCAGGAAGCUGGUCGACGUCCCCAAGCCCGCCGCACGCCGACCCAACACGGCUGGAGACGCGAACGCAGCCGGCGAAGUGGCCGCCACGCUGCCUCUGGCUGGAUCCGACCCGGCCGCCGGCGAGAACCCGGACCCAUCGAACCGGGUCGCCACAGAAGGAACCCCGCCCCCCUCGGACAGCACGCUGAGCCUGAAGGACAGCCUGGAGACGAGCGACGACACGGCGACGCCGAGUGACGAGGGCCUGCCUCCCCUCACUCCGCCCUCCUAGAGGGGGCGGGGCCUCUUCCAGGUCAGGUGUCUCUGUUGCUGCGCCUGACGCCGUCAGGGUCGCCGACCUCCAAGCUCCUGUUCACGCCCGACCAUUUCAGGACCGCUGUCAGGAAUUCGACGGGAAACCCACAGAAACUGUCCGGACGUCUUCAGGCGUCGGCCAUCUUCUCAGAAACACUCCAGAAUCUGAUCCAGAACCUUCCAGGUCUCCUCCGAUCCGCCACAGGAAGUCACCUGAUCUGCUCACUCUAGGCAGGUGAACACUAGAGCUGCACAUUUCUGUCCGAUCUUUAAAAAACGAUUGUUUUUGUCUGAAACGGCGACCAAUAUAGAAAGUCCCUGAGAUGGUAAAAGAGGAGCGAUUAUUGCUAACACUUGGGUGGGCGGGGCUAACCGAGUGGGCGGGGCUAACUGUCUCACUGCAGAGGAAAUGAGGACAGUGGUUGAUUUUUAGACCUUUACAGAGAAAAAUAAGAUCGGUUUCACAAACAUCGACCAAUCACUGAUCUUUGAAAUUGAAGAAAUCUGCGGCAAUAAGUCGGUUUUAACAUUAUAUUUAUUGAAUUUCAUAACAUAAAACAAGUGGCAGUCAUGCAUUUGACAUAGGAUUCACAUUAAACAACUCAGUCCCCAAAGUAAACAAACAUAAAUAAUAAAGAAACAACAAAAAACAACUUUAUAUAUCAGAAACCAAAAACAGAAAUAAAGAGAAAGAAACAAAGCAUUGCAGCAAUCUGCAGUCCUCUUCGUUUCCUUUGUAGUGUUUCAGAAACUGGCUCAGCGGCGGCCAUGUUUCUUCAGAAUUUGUUCCCUUUCCUCCGACAAUAUGAGUGAGUCGCUCCAGAGCCACACAUGAUGUCAUUUCCUUCAUCACUGUGGUUUGACGGUGUGUCCAUUUUAUCAACAGAUAUUAAUAUUCUGACCUGCAGGCGUCUAAUGUCAAUGGAUUUUAACUGUCUGGAGCUAAAAACAGCGUUCUCUGGAUAAAUACAUAAAACACAUUUUAGCCUCAGCAGGUACAUUCGCUCCAACAAUCUUUGACUAAGUUUGCAUAACUGAGUUUCAGAGGUGCUGUAAUUUUGGACACAGUGAAAAAUAGUAACACUUCCUGCAGCUGCAGAGGCAGGCUUUUAUUCUCAAAGAAAAUAAUUUUUCCCAAAUAAACAGUCUGAUUUUCCUGCGGUGAGACCAAUUGAUCUCAAAGUUAAACAGGAAGUUUUUGGUUUUUCAGGAAGUUUGAGGAUCAGAGGAAACCUGGAAGAUUUCAGUUUUUGUUUCUGACUUUGCUUAAAAACAACCAUCUGCAACUUUUUAAAAUCAAUUUAAUUUAAAUCUGUGAAUUAAAACAUUACUGAAGGAUGCAAAGAGCUGCAGGCUUUUAUUCUGAAAAGCCACAGAUGACAUUCAGUUUCAGUCUAAAUGAAUACAACAGAGAAAAGGAACAUUCUGUUAAAAAUUAUGUCUGUGUUUAAAGGGAUUCUGACCCGUCACGUUCUAGAUCCACUGGUUUGGGUUUCAGAAGCUUCACACUGUUGCCAACAGAAAACCAACAGGAUGAAACAGGAAGUGCUUGUUGGCGAGGUGACCUUCAGGUUAAAACUGUGACAGAGAACCAAUCAGAGUAAAGCCUCCCGCUUUGCUGGAAAUCCCACUUCAUCUUGAGAAGAAUUGAUCAAAGUGAGCCCUCGCUGUUCAUAAAGGAUCUGUGUUGUUUGUAUAUGCUGCAGAUGUCUGUGUAUAUUUCUGCUCAACACUAGAGGGCAGCACUUCAGUCACAUUCAGCUCACAUCUCUUAUCCAAUCAGGUGACAGCAAAGGGGAGGGCCUGUGCUCUGAUUGGUUGCUCUCAGUGACUCACUGCUGGGCUUUUGUUUGUUCUGGACCAUUUCACUUCAGGCCUUUGUUGAAUGUGUCGAUGAUGUCAUUCAGGGGCGGGGCCUUCGUGGGGGGUGGGGGGUUGAUGUUGCCUUUUUAUUACUGACUCAUCUUUUCUAUGUUUGCCUCUAAAGGGCUUCUGUGGAGUUCAGGGACUCACCUGGAUGUUCAGGUUGGGGGCGGGGUCACGUGAAGGGGGCGGGGUUUGCGUACAUUGAUCCUCAUUGAUGAUUUUUAUGUGACUGUUUUGAGCCAAUCGUCUUCUCUCAUGCAUUCCUGUCAGAGGGCAGACUGUACUGAAGAUUUCAACACAAAAUGCAAAUAAACGUUGCUAUGGUGACAGCCAA